Messenger RNA from Coffea arabica (coffee), 3111 nucleotides. Lineage: Eukaryota; Viridiplantae; Streptophyta; Magnoliopsida; Gentianales; Rubiaceae. The record is from RefSeq and is a predicted model, not a curated record.
AUGGCAAUAAAUACAGCUCCCAUGAAGAUUGCUACCAAAGUAAGUCGAAAAGUCGCCGAAAGAGUAGACUCUCCUCAAAAUAGGUCGGUAAGAAGACCUACUCUAAAAGAAAUGCAAGAGAAGGAGUACCCCUUCCUCGAAUCCGAUUUACAAGGAAUGUUUGAUGAUCUUUUCAAGGAGAAACUCCUUGAACUUCCCGACAUGAAGCGCCCAGAGGAAGUUGGUCAAGUCAAUGAUUCAAAUUAUUGCUGUUAUCAUCGCUUGAUUGGCCACCCUCUCACUAAAUGCUUUGUCUUUAAAGAUAAAAUUAUGGAAUUGGCCUGUCAAGGAAAAAUCCUUCUUGAGGAGGAUAAAGCAUCGGCAAACCAAACAACAAUAAUGUUUGGAUCUGUGUGUUGCCCGAUAGAAGUUCUACCCACAUCAAGCAGUGCUCUGUCUGUACAAACGGAGUUUGAAAAAUCGUCAAUUGAAGAUGUUGUCAAAGAUGAUAAUGAAGGAUGGACUUUAGUCACUCGAAAGAGAACUUGCAAGCCAAGAAUAAAGAAGUACAUCUUUUCGAAAAGCAUCCAUUCGACAAAGCCAAAAGUAACGAUGAAACGACAAAAUGCAACAAGGAAACAAAAGAGAGUGGCCAUAAAACCAAUUCCUUCAGAUUUUCAGCAGGUUCGGCAGCCCGUGACACUGAGAGAAUUUAUACCCAAGGGGUAUUUAAGUGACGAUACCGAUGAUUUCACUUCUUGUAAUGUCGUCAAAGCCGAAAAUCCUCAAGUCACACAAAUUGGCACUGAAUUUGAGAAAAAACUCAAAGUCGACGAUAAACCACCGGUGAAUUGUGCAGCGACCAUCAUUUUUGAUGAUGAUGAUUUAACUGUUGAGUUCAAGACCCACAAUCGACCUUUGUUUGUUAGUGCAUAUGUUCGAGAAGAAAAGAUGAGUCGGGUACUCAUUGAUGGGGGAUCUGCUGUCAAUAUCAUGUCCGUACGUGCUGUGAAAGAGUUAGGAAUCUCAAGUGAUGAACUCUCCCAGAGCCGCCUCAUGAUCCAAGGAUUUAAUCAAGGGGGGCAAAGAGCAAUUGGCCUCAUAAGGCUUGAAUUGCUUAUUGGUGAGCUGUCUUCAAGUGCGUUAUUUCAUAUUAUUGAAGCCAAAACCUCUUAUAACAUGCUUUUAGGAAGGCCCUGGAUUCACGAGAAUGAAAUUAUACCAUCUACUCUGCAUCAAUGUUUCAAAUAUUGUCGAGACGGUAUUGUUAAGAAAGUUACUGCCGAUGACAAACCUUUCACGGAAGCCGAAACUCACUUUGCCGAUGCCAAAUUUUAUCUUCACAAAGAAGCAAAAAGAAAGGAAUCAAUAAGGGAAGAAAGUCAAGAUUCCAAAGUACCCAUUUUGCGGUAUACUCCAAGAUCAAAGAGAGAAGAAGGUCAGUCUUCUUUUAUCAGAAAUGACACAUUAAAUGUUCCGCUCACCAAGAUAGAGCCUGUUAAAAUUGAGAAAGUGAGCUUGCAAGGGUUUGUUCGUCCCAAAGAAGAACCGGCAGUGAAACAUUACUCGCUACCAACUAAUCGGACUCAAGAAGGUUUUAAUCCAAAUGCCUAUAGACUUCUUGCUAAGGCGGGUUAUAACCCAAAUGAGAAGAAUACAUUGGGCAAACUCCCUCCUGAAGUGACUGGCGAGAGGACUCACGGAUUGACACCUACGCAGAAAAUGUUGAAAGAAAAGGGCUAUAAUGUUGAAAGUUCAUCGAUGGGUCUUGGUUAUCAACCGCCCUCUCCUGUUCGUAUAAUGAUCAAAAGAGCGAGUUGUAACUAUGUGAAUGAAGAAAUGGAGGUCACAAGCCGAAAGAGAUCUGUGUUCGACCGAUUGGGAAAUAAGUCAAAACGUACUUCUGUGUUUGACAGACUUGGCCCGCAGCCGAAAAAUCUGAAGUCGCCCGUCUAUGAGAGAUUAGGCAGUAAGGAACAAGAGUACCAAGUUGCCAGGGAAGAAAAACAGGGUCAAGAAAGUAUGGCUUCCUGUCACCAUAUUACGAUCAGUGAUCUUGAAGAAGAAGAAGAAGACGCAGAUGUCGCUCCCGCUGAACUUGAACAAGGGAUAAAAAAUACGGUCGAUGAGCUAAAAGAGAUUAACCUUGGCACAAGCGACGAUCCUCGCCCAAUUUACAUAAGCUCUUGUAUGACCCCUGAAGAAGAAAAAGAGUAUGUUGAUUUGCUGCUCGAGUUCAGGGACGUCUUUGCCUGGAAUUACUCAGAAAUGCCUGGUUUGGAUCCAAGGGUCGCCGUUCAUAAUUUGUCCGUCAAGCGAGGAACAAAACCUGUCAAGCAAACGCAAAGGCGCUUUCGGCCCGAAUUGAUUCCUCUGAUAGAAAAUGAGAUAAAUCGAUUGAUUGAAGCCGGAUUCAUACGAGAAGUAAAAUAUCCAACAUGGAUUUCAAGUAUCGUCCCUGUAAGGAAGAAGAAUGGGCAAAUUCGAGUUUGUGUUGACUUUCGAGACUUAAACGAGUCUUGCCCCAAAGAUGAUUUUCCUCUCCCCAUCACAGAAUUGACGGUAGAUGCUACAACCGGGCAUGAAGCACUAUCUUUCCUCGAUGGAUCGUCUGGCUACAAUCAAAUACGUAUGGCGCCCGAGGAUGAGGAGCUAACUGCCUUCCGCACCCCCAAGGGAAUUUAUUGCUAUAAAGUAAUGCCGUUUGGCUUGAAAAAUGCUGGAGCGACAUAUCAAAGGGCAAUACAAAGAAUAUUUGAUGAUAUGCUCCAUAGAAAUGUGGAGUGCUACGUUGAUGACCUUGUGGUGAAAUCAAAGAAGCGAGGGGAUCAUAUUCAAGACCUUCGAAGAGUUUUCCAACGCCUUCGGAGAUACCAAUUAAAGAUGAAUCCUUUGAAGUGGGCAUUCGGAGUCACUUCUGGCAAAUUUCUUGGUUUCAUCGUUCAUCAGCGGGGAAUAGAAGUCGAUCGAUCUAAAAUUGAUGCCAUUGUGAACAUGCCUGAACCGCGAAAUAUUCAUGAAUUGAAGAGCCUUCAAGGGAAGUUGGCAUAUAUCCGGAGGUUUAUCUCUAAUUUGGCCGGACGAUGCCAACCCUUCAGUCGACUGAUGAAGAAAGGGGUGCCCUUCGAGUAG